Molecule: messenger RNA, 759 nt
Organism: Penaeus vannamei (Pacific white shrimp)
Lineage: Eukaryota; Metazoa; Arthropoda; Malacostraca; Decapoda; Penaeidae
Product: WAS/WASL-interacting protein family member 1
Source: RefSeq, a predicted model, not a curated record
AGAGAGAGAGAGAGAGAGAGAGAGAGAGAGAGAGAGAGAGAGAGAGAGAGAGAAGAGCAGAGCCGAGAAAGUCCAACCCUCAAGGAAGAACUCCAAGGAAGUCUCACAGGAAGAUUCCUCCCGCGACCCGUCCUCAACGACCGCAGGGACCCUAGUAUGACCCAAGAGGCAAGCCGAAAUCCUGGACAAUGACGGCCACAGACAAAGACACGGCAUACAGCCCACCUCCUAUGGACACGAUCAGCCUCAACUUUGGCGACGAGGCCGGAGUGAGCCAGCCGGUGACGCCGAGAACAGACCUGGCGCUGUUCAGGGUUCCCAUGAACAUCGAGUCCUCCUCCGCCUCCACCCCAUGCAGGGUAACCACUACUAACCUGGGCGCCAGCUUCGACUCCGCCAUCGCCCCCCUCGCGCCCCCGUACCCCGCCACGGACGAGGCACCCCCGCCUCCUCCCUCAGUCUUCUCCAUCGCCGUGCCGCCUCCUCCCACGCAGCGACAACAGCGACAGCAGCGCCCGCCACCACAACCCCGUCGGCGCGUUUCCGAGGUCCCUCUACACCCUCGGGACCGACGCGUUGACGAAGAAGAAGAGGCCCGUCGGAAGAAGACGAGGACGACUUACGUGCUCAUCGCCUCCUUCUUCAUCGCCCUCGUCAUCUUCGUUGUGGUCAUCAUUCUCUAUAGCAUAUGAGGUGUCGAGGCGAAGGAGGGUCGUUGGCGAGGUCGUGGGUGCCGGGGUCGUUAUCAAAUUGAUAAAU